AUGUUCUUUGAAUUCAUCACUUUGAUUGUUUUAUGUGGGUCGAAUGGUGUUAUUGGCAAUGAACACGAUCAGGUGCCCUUAGUAAAACCCAAAGCGCCUCAAUGCAAUUUAUUCUGUGAAGUCUGUACUUCAGCAUUGAACAUUACAAAAUACAUAUUGGACAAUGAACCUUUUUUACCAAUAAUAUUGAGAUAUCUAUCUCCAAUAUGCUAUUUCUUACCUGAAAGACAAUAUCGAGAAAAAUGUUCUGAACUUUUAGACCGUGGAGUAAUAGAGAAAAUUCACCAUUGGAUUGAUCAAAUCAAUAUUAUAAAUUCUGUUCUAAAAUUGGGUUUUGUAAUGGCACGAAACCAUCCUCAAAUUCUAGUGAUGAACUAUCUUGUAUAA
Trichobilharzia regenti is the source of this 387-nucleotide messenger RNA. The record is from the annotation of a GenBank genome assembly. Lineage: Eukaryota; Metazoa; Platyhelminthes; Trematoda; Strigeidida; Schistosomatidae.